Messenger RNA from Drechmeria coniospora, 3069 nucleotides. RefSeq names its product Membrane protein,Tapt1/CMV receptor. The record is from RefSeq and is a predicted model, not a curated record. Gene Ontology annotation, biological process: maintenance of protein localization in endoplasmic reticulum. Bases 1 to 3069 code for a protein of 1022 amino acids. Lineage: Eukaryota; Fungi; Ascomycota; Sordariomycetes; Hypocreales; Ophiocordycipitaceae. Gene Ontology annotation, cellular component: endoplasmic reticulum membrane. The transcript has 3 exons.
AUGGAGGAGAGCGCGAUGGACGCCGAGCUCGACAACGCCCGCGAGCACGAGCACAAAGGCACGGGUGGAGAUGGUGCAGCAGACGCAGUGAUGGCGGCCGCGGCGAAUCCCAUCAUUUCGAACCAGCAGCCCCCAUCGCUGACUUCGACGAUGGAUCCUUCGUCGACGCCGGCACCCUACCCUCACGGCGACGCUGCCGAGUCGAGCCAUCUGGAUAUGCGUCAUGGUCAUUCGAGGCAUCGAAGCCAAAGCCGGGGCCGCUCCACGUCGCCCGCAGCCUCGGGACCCAACAAUGGCCAGAUGCCCGACAAUGGCCAGAUUUCCAACCAUCGCUCUCAACAACUGCAGCACCAGCAGCACCAGCCGCCGCCGCCGCCGCCGCCAAGGCUCAGCGGGAGCAGAUGCAUCAAAAAGACGCAGAGCCAGGACAGCGUCCACAAGCUGUCCGCUGCCGAGAUGCAGGAGCUGAUGAACUCGCCCGAGUCUCUACCCAUCGCCCCGGCGCCUCCCCACCGCGCCUCGGUCGACCAGGACCUCGCCUGGCGCUCCUCUCUCCCACGCGACGCCUUCCGACACUAUUCUCCCCUGCCGCUGGCCGACUCUGCCUUCAACGGAUUCCUUCACGCCAGCAGUCCUCAUCCAGAAUCGCGAGGAAGAGGCCGUUGGGAGUCCAUGGACACUCGACAUCGAUCGCUGCACUCGCCAUCCCCGCGGACCCUGUCGACGCCCCCGACGUCCCGCAUCCAGUCCGUCGACGCCUCGCCCUACUCUGCAUUGUCCGACGUCUAUUCCUUCCUUUCCCACCCACCCGGCAGGCCGCCGCCUUUGAACCUGAACAGUGACGGAACCGGCACCUACAACAUUUUCGACCACCCGUCGUACUCGCCCGCCAGCAAGACGGGCCCCGCCGCCGUCCAUGGCGCCAUGGCUCCUCCGACGGCGAAGCCGGCUUCCUCUCCGCGACCGCCCUCCCCGAUGCCGUCCAUGAUACCGCUCCCUCCCAUGUCUCUGCCGACCCACCUGCAGCUCGAGCUGGCCGCUCAACGACCCAGCCCGCUAUAUGUCCACCAGUCUUACUUCAGCGACAUGCCGUACGAGUCCAACGCCAUCAAAUUCGAGCGACUCAAGAACGUCCUUCUCAUGCCCCCCUAUCUCGAAAGGACGCUGUACUUUGGUGCCUUGGCCUGUCUCGACGCUUGGCUCUACACCUUCACCAUUUUACCCAUCAGGUUUGUCAUAGCCCUGGCCGUGCUGGUCAAGUGGUGGGCCGAUGCCGCGGGCAAGAAAUUGAUCCGCCUCCUCGCUUUCUUCUGGAAUGGCGGGCGACGACUGUGGCGACGAGGGCGGCGCGACAGAGGCCUCCUGCUGACCGACGUCUCUGCCGCCGUCGGCUCGGAGCCCGAGAGACCGAGAUCGAGGGGCCGAAGCGUCGCGAGCGAACCCGUCGUGGAGAAUGGGACACCUUCGGCCGCCCGCGAGCGCCUGCAGAAUCCGAGGUCGGACCUGCGCAUCGACGCCAAGGCCGAGCAGCCGAGGAUGGCCCUUGGCUCCCGCGACCCCGGACCGAAGACCGGUACCUUUCGGCAGCGGAGGGCCAGAUCGACGCCUUCUACCCUCUCGGCCUUUCACAAGGCGGACCUACUGCAGGGUGCCGUCAUCGCCUGCAGCUCCCUCGCUCUCAUGACCCUCGAUGCGAGCCGCAUGUACCACUUCAUCCGCGCCCAGUCCGCCAUCAAGCUGUACGUCAUCUACAACAUCCUCGAGGUCGGCGACCGACUCCUCUCCGCCCUCGGCCAGGACAUUCUCGAGUGCCUCUUCAGCACCGAGACGCUGUCGCGAAACGCCAUGGGCCGCUCCAAGGUCCUCUUGCCGCUCGGCAUGUUCAUGCUCGCCUUGUCAUACAACUGCCUCCACUCCAUCUCCCUCUACUACCAGGUCAUCACCCUGAACGUGGCCGUCAACUCGUACUCCAACGCGCUCCUCACCCUCCUGCUGUCCAACCAGUUUGUCGAGAUCAAAAGCACUGUCUUCAAGCGCUUCGAGAAGGACAACCUGUUCCAGCUCACCUGCGCCGACAUUGUGGAGCGCUUCCAUCUCUGGAUCAUGCUGCUCAUCAUUGGCAUGCGAAACAUCGUCGAGGUGGGCGGCCUCUCCGUUCCAGGAGCGGGCUCCGACUCGGUACUCGAGGACAUCUCCGGAUCGACGCCAAACCGCUCAUCGUCCGUCCUGCCGCCUAGCUUUACCUUCUUGCCGUCGUGGAUAAUGUCUGGGGAGGUCCUGUCGCCCUUCUUGAUCGUUAUCGGCAGCGAGAUGCUUGUCGACACCAUCAAGCACGCGUACGUGACCAAGUUCAACAACAUCAAGCCCGCCUUUUACAGUCGGACCCUCGACAUCCUCUGCAAGGAUUACUACACGAAUGCCUUUGUCGCACCAUCUCUCACCCGACGACUCGGACUCGCCGUCAUCCCGCUGUCGUGCCUCUUCAUUCGUGCGUCGAUCCAGACCUACCACAUGUUCCUGUCGACCCACAUCCCGAUGCCGGCGCCGCCCUCGACGCAGACGUCCCUUAGUGAGGAGUCUGCGACGCCGACGUCUCCCGCCAUGAUGGCGGCCCUCAACCGGUUCGAUACGCUGCUUCGGACGUCGCUCGGACGCGCCACCUUUGGCUACCCCUACGGUUCGCCCCUGAAUUCGCGUCGGUGGUACUCUUGGACGUCUGACGAUGUAAUCGCCGCCCUCACCAUGGUCGUCGUCUUCUUCAUCGCCUUCCUUGUUCUCCUCAUGCUCAAACUGCUCCUCGGCAUGGUGCUGCUCAAGUACGCGCGUAACCGAUACUCUGCCAUGAAGCAGAAGGAGGCCCUGAUUGCGCGAGGCCUCGCCGAACCCGAGUCCUACGACGCGCAGGGCAGUCGGGUGGGUGGUCGGGCCGACGUCGAGGUCGGCGAAGACAAGCGACGCUGGAUCAACGUGGACAAGACGGAAGGUCUCACGAGAAACAAAGACGCUGGCGGCAAGGGCGAGUACCAAGGAGUGUGGCGUUACGAGAUGGUGGCGAAGCGCAUUUGGUAG